Cuscuta campestris is the source of this 1447-nucleotide messenger RNA. The record is from the annotation of a GenBank genome assembly. Lineage: Eukaryota; Viridiplantae; Streptophyta; Magnoliopsida; Solanales; Convolvulaceae.
ACAUCACCAAAACCUGCACCUGCCCACCUAGGAGGAGCCCUCAGCAUUGCCGGCAGUGACCUCAACCAUUGCCGCCGCCGCCACCGCCACCGCAUAACGCUAUCUGAUUCUUCUGAUCUUUACCGGAGACUGCGUUUAAUUGUUAGUACACCCAUAUUGGAAAUGGGCUUUCCUCGAGGUGUAAAAUGCCCCUUUGAGAUCCUGAGCAAGAGGUUAAAUGCCCCCUUGCAAUUGAGACAGUCUUACACCACCCUGACAAGUGGAGGAAAGUUGGGUAAUGAAAUUGGGGGAAGUGCAAACCCAUGCGUCUCUAGAUAUCCAAAUAGGAGUCUUGAGAUUGGGUUCCCAUUAAGAAGCUACUCAACUGAUGUUUCUGCUGUGGACCAGAUGAGCUUGAUAAAGCUCCUGAGGGAGCGAACUAGUGCACCCAUAAAAGAAGUAAAGGCUGCUCUUGUUGGUACCAAUUGGGACAUUGAUGCGGCUCAAAAAGAGUUAAGGAAAAGAGGAGUUGUUCUGGCAUCAAAAAAAUCAUCUCGUACUGCUGCUGAAGGUUUGCUGGCUUUGGCACAGGAUGAAAGAAGGGCUGCACUAGUUGAGCUUAACUGUGAAACAGAUUUUGUUGCAAGGAAUGAAAUUUUUCAGUACCUGGCUUUGUCUUUGGCAAGAUCAGCACUAUUGGUUGAGGGUUCACAGCAGGCAUCUGGUUCAAUUCAUUUUGGACCUGAAUUUCUGGAGGGUGUGAAGCUUAAUCUUGUUCACCCUAAAUUAAAUGGAGAGAGAACUGUUCAAAAUGCAAUUACUGAAAUAGCUGCAAUGAUGGGGGAACAUGUUAAACUGAGAAGGGGAUUUGCAAUAGCCAAUCCCUUGCAGGGUAUCAUGGCUACAUAUUUACAUACAAGUCCCCAACAAGGCAUUGGGCGCAUUGCUGGGAUUUUAUCUCUUGAAGUAGAGGAUCCUAAUGCUCCCUUGGAUGCUGUUCGGCGCAUUGGAUCAGAACUAGCAAUGCAUGUGGUGGCAGCAAAGCCAUUGUUCUUAACCCGGGAAAAUGUUUCUACUGAUGCAUUAGAAAAUGAACGUGAGAUUCUCAAAUCGCAGGCAGAAAGUACAGGCAAACCUGCAAUGGCCAUUGAGAAAAUGGUUGAAGGUCGUCUGCGGAAAUACUACGAGGAUGUAGUGUUGAUGGAGCAGAAAUUUGUUGUGAAUGACAAACUUGAUAUAAAGACAGUGUUGAGUAAUCUAGCCAAGGAAGUGGGUUCACCUGUAAAGAUAGGAAGCUUUCUACGAGUGGAAGUCGGAGAAGGCCUUCACAGUCUCGAAGAAUGUGAUGGUGCUGAACCUUCUUCAGCUCAGGUAGCCUGAUUUGGACAACAAAUUUUGUUCCUUUUGGAGACUAAUCAAAUGUUUGUUCUGCUCAAGUGUGUUUUGUUCCUUUUGGAGACUAAUCAAA